Dreissena polymorpha is the source of this 1177-nucleotide messenger RNA. RefSeq lists its product as uncharacterized. The record is from RefSeq and is a predicted model, not a curated record. Bases 261 to 980 code for a protein of 239 amino acids. The transcript has 2 exons. NCBI's taxonomy places the organism in Eukaryota, Metazoa, Mollusca, Bivalvia, Myida, Dreissenidae.
AUCCGUAUCUGUAAAUUUCUCGAAUAAAGUUCGGUUUACUGAAAUUUAUGAAUGUAGUAAAGGUGCGGACGUGGAGCAAUGCAGCCCAAAAAAUAAAAACAUCUAUUGCGAUUAUGUUUACUAAUGAGAGGGUACUAUGAUAGAAAGUUUUCUUUGUGCAUGACUUACUUUUGUCUUUUGAAAUCAUUCAAACUUCAUAGUGUUGACAGAUCUGUAAUAUUGGCAAGACCUUGGCAUUUGGACGAAGAGCGGUGCACGAGAUGAUCGUGGGGGUCACGUGCUGCGAUACAGACAGAUGCAACCUACCAACAGAAUCAAGCGCAGUGCCAAACGCCGUCACAGUGCACAGUACAGUACCACACACCAGCACAGUGCCAAACACAAUCACACACACACCAACUCAACAUGUACCAAGUUGUGUAAAAGACAUCGUGAUAAUUGUACAAGACUUCUGGUCUCAUCACACGCACCUGGAAAACGCUACGCCCUACGUGACAGCCUUUCUGAAGGAACUUGUAGCUCGUCUUCCGAUUGGUCAAACAGACAGCCUUCUGGAACUUUCCCUAAUUGAUACACACAUUCAUAAAGUCUGGUCCCUUACUGACUAUCUUACCAAUAACAGACUGCAAACAGCUUUAAAUGAUAUACCGUUUAAAAAAACGAGCGACAUCCUUGAUAUCAACGAUUUAGUACUUUACCUCUCCAGCCAGGCGUUUGGUAUCGGAUCAGGCGACAGACCAAAUGUACCUAAUACAGUCGUCAUAUUUGUGGAUCAACGAGCGCGGCUACACGGUCACGUGAUCGCGUUGGGUAAUGUUCAUAGCACUGACAUCGUCAUUGUGAAUAUUGGUAGUGCCGUCCAUAGCGCUGUGUCCCAAAUUGCGACGCUGGCCACGGGCUCCCACCACGUGCUCUCGGUCGCGGGUUAUAACGCACUUCACGGAAUCAAAGAUACUCUUGUCAACCUUAUUUGUAACUAACUGAAAUACGAACGGCCCCCUAAAUGUCAAUGCGGUAUAGAUAUAUAAUGAUCACUGUAACAAACGCGUCCCAUUUGUAAGUUAAGUAUUGCAAAGAAAAUUAAUAAUGAUUCACUAUGCUCAAUGCAUUGAGGAUUGUUUGUGGUAUUUACACGUUGAUGGAUAUUUAGUUCAAAAUAAAGAGAUUCACUGAGUAA